CUCGAUUUUGUCCAAUUGAGCACGGCCUGUGUAGAAGGUGAUUUACCUACUGUCGAAUCCGUUGUUACCUCUCAAACUCGCACCCCAGCAUUCCUUCAUGAAGGUCUUGUCAAUGCCUUGGGUAGCGGCAACGUUGAUGUCGCGCGCUAUCUACUCGACUCUGGAGCGCCAAUCACAAAAAGAACUCCAACAUGGGCUUUGGAAGCUCCAAAAGACCAGCAAAUGCCCUUAUUCGAACUGUUUCUACAGCACGGGUGGGCUGUCAAUACGCCUGGCUUCUACGGGUCUGUCCUGCUCCCGUCCGUUAUCCGCGCUGGCAAUGAUGCUCUCCUUGACUGGUUUCUCGAGAACAGCGUAGAUCCGAAUCUUGACAAACAUGAAAAUCGCGACCGUUAUGGCGGACCAGAAACAAGCUCCUGCGAGGCGCUCGAGACUGCAGCGGUAAUGGGUACUGUCGAAACGGUGCAGAUGCUCCUCAACGCUGGGGCUAAGAUUGCAAACGGAGCACCGUUGUAUAAGCAAGCAAGACCCCACGGCCCGGGA
This is a messenger RNA of Fusarium redolens, 543 nucleotides long. RefSeq lists its product as uncharacterized. The record is from RefSeq and is a predicted model, not a curated record. Lineage: Eukaryota; Fungi; Ascomycota; Sordariomycetes; Hypocreales; Nectriaceae. The annotation marks the transcript as partial. The transcript has a single exon.